AUGAGUUCUUCUUCUUCCCAAAACCCGCCAUGGCCGCCGUACCAAACUUACAGAGACUGUUCGCAAGGCAUCUGCAGCAUCUACUGCCCGCAAUGGUGCUACAUCAUGUUCCCGCCUCCCCCUCCUCCUCGCCGCCGCUUCCCCUCCGCCGCCGUCGGCGGCGACGGCGGCAGCGCCACCGACUUCUCCCCCCUCAUCAUCGCCGUGAUCGGGAUCCUCGCCAGCGCCUUCAUCCUAAUCACCUACUACACCAUCAUCACCAAGUACUGCCGGCGGCGCGGCGGCAGCGGCGGCGUCGGGAACCCACUUGACGGCGACCCGAAUCACAACAGCGGCGACACGAAUUGGAUGCCGCCGUCGGGCCCCGCGGGGCUGGACGAGUCGGCGAUUAAGUCGAUUGCGGUGCUGAAUUACCGGCGUGGGGAAGGGUUGGUGGAAGGCUCCGAUUGCUCUGUUUGCCUGAGCGAGUUUCAGGAGGAAGAGAAGCUGAGAUUGCUGCCCAAAUGUCACCACGCGUUCCACGUGCCCUGUAUUGACGCCUGGCUCAAGUCCCACGCCACUUGCCCUCUCUGCCGCGCCAAUAUCCACGCCGCCGCCGCCGAGGCGGUGGUGGCGGAGGAAAUUCGUGAAUCGGUGGCGGUACCGGCGCAGGAGAUUGAGAGUGGGGACGUGAUCAGCGAGAUUGCGGUGGUGGCGGAAGAUUUGGAGGCCGGCGGGGAGGAGAGUGGCGGGAAAAUUGAGAUCGAGUGCGGGCAAUCUGAGAGUGAGCAGCUGGGGAUUUCGCAAAUGAGGAGGUCGAGUUCGUUGAACUUUGCGGCGGCGGCGGCGAGGGCGAUGAAGAGAUCGGUUUCCACGGGGAGAUUUCUGUUGAUGCCCAGUGGAGAUGGUAAUUCCUCCAAUUCUGUCGGUAGAAUUCCAAUUUGA
Linum tenue is the source of this 924-nucleotide messenger RNA. The record is from the annotation of a GenBank genome assembly. NCBI's taxonomy places the organism in Eukaryota, Viridiplantae, Streptophyta, Magnoliopsida, Malpighiales, Linaceae.